AUGCAGGAUUCUGACGAGGACUCUCAGAGGUACUACUCCUGGCACAGUUUUGGUCCUGGUGACAAACGUACACAGGAACUGUGGGUGAAUCUUGAUUCAGUGCAUCAAGGACCUGUAAGAGUGCACACUAUCCUGUCUAACACACACCGACAGGCAUCGCGGGUGGCACUAACCUUUAACUUCCCUUUCUAUGGACACCAAGUGAGACAAAUCACCAUAGCAACUGGAGGUGACAUAUUUGUGGUACAGUGGGACAAAGUGAGGCUGAAGGAUCGAGAGACUGAAGGAGCUUUCACCUUCCAGACUGUUCUCUAUGGUAACGGGACCAUUGUCUUCAGCUACAAAGAUGUUCCUUUGCCUGUGGAGAAAAUCAACUCCACUGAGCAUCCAGUAAAAGUGGGACUGUCUGAUGCCUUCAUGGCCCUUCUGUCUUCUUUACAGUCUCCAGAUGCUAAACGACGGACUAUUUAUGAAUAUCAUCGGGUAGAGAUUGACACAACAAAGAUUGUCAAUAACUCUGCAUUUGAGUUCAGUCCUUUACCAACCUGCCUCCAGCACACUACCUGCGAACAAUGUCUCCAGUCCAACCUAACAUCAGGCUGUGGGUGGUGCAAUAUUCUAAAAAGAUGUUCAGAUGGAAUAGACCGUUACAGGCAAGAAUGGCUGGACUACAGUUGCUCGGAGGAGGCAAAAGGCACAUGUGACGAUUAUUCUCAGGGAGGCCCAGAGAGUUCAAUCAGCCCUUUUAGUUCUUCACUGCCAUCGACGACUCCUUCCCCUGCAGCUCAACCCGCCAGUCCUGUGACUGAAGAUGACACCAAACUUCUCUUUCACCAUCAUGGCAAUGGUGAGGAAGAGGCACCAGAACACACAGCCAUCAUUGCAGGUGUAGUCACAGCUCUGGUUCUACUGGUGUUCUUGACCCUCUUGGCUGUCUACUACAUUAACACACAUCCAACUGUUGCUCCUCCUUUUUACCUCAUGCAGCGUCGCACCAAUAACUACUGGCCCUCCAUGAAGUUUCGGAAUCAAGGAUGCCAUUCCAGCUAUGCUGAGGUUGAUCUUGGGGGUUAUGAGAAAGAGGGCUUCAUUGAGGCAGAACAGUGCUGAGGAGGCAUGGGCUAAAGAAAGAGUUUUGUUUUUCUUUUUUUUUUUUUCUUCAGUGAUUUUAGGAACAAGACAAAGGUGCAAUGAAAGGCUGUCAUUGUAAAUGGAUCACUUGAGACUGUAAUUAAAGUUUUGUGAGCUUUUCUCUAUCUCCCUACAGUUGGCAGCCACCCUGCAGCAUCUUUUAUGCUGUUUGUUUAUGGUAAAAGAAGUUUUAUUUAUUCUAAGAAGUAGUAAUUGUAAAGAAAAUGUGAUUGUGACCAGCAAAUCUGCUAACUUUACUCUGUGAGAAUGGGAGGUGUGUUAGCUAAAAUUAUUGAAAGUUAAUGUGCAGCAUAUCUUUAUAGAUUUAUUAUUAUUAUUAAAAAAAAAAUAAAAAAUAUUUUGUGAUUUACAAUUCUUCAGUGAAUAAAAUAUGCAUAAUACUCAGUUAGCCACAUGGACUUGACAUCACUUUAAUUGAAAUAACUUAUUCUAUUAUUAGUGAUAUGUCAUAUUACACACUUUUUUGGGGUUUUGCCCUGUCAUUCAAUCAUAAAACUGGAAAUCAAUUUCCACAUAAAAUAUUGAUGGAACACGCAAAUUAACAGAAAAUGCAAUGACUACAUUUUAAAAGCAAAUUUUAAAAAGUUUAAAUGUUUCAUUUUGCUGUUUGCCAAAGCUGUUGGUGAAGAUGUAAAGUAAAACAUGUUUCCUGCUGAACAAAUCAGACAUUAGAAAACCUUGUGACCAAACACAAAGCAAAGGUUAGUUUAUUUCCAGUGUGUUAAAUACCAUUGCAAUGUUGCAUUUUAAACAUACACUAUGCUUAUUAUAAAACAAUAAAAAAGGAUGUUUUGAAAAAAUAAA
Ctenopharyngodon idella (grass carp) is the source of this 1956-nucleotide messenger RNA. It is a transcript of the gene plxdc1, whose product is annotated as plexin domain containing 1. The record is from RefSeq and is a predicted model, not a curated record. NCBI's taxonomy places the organism in Eukaryota, Metazoa, Chordata, Actinopteri, Cypriniformes, Xenocyprididae. The transcript has 12 exons. Bases 1 to 1110 code for a protein of 369 amino acids.